UAUUUCGCCUUUGAAAGUUGGCCCUAGUCAUGACUAAAUCCUGGGUCCGCCACUGGAUUCGAAGAAAACAACUAAACAAGAGAAAAGGUGCCGGAUUUCGUAAAUGCUGAUAGAGACGACGUGUUCCUUGUCCCUUUUUUCCUCACCUACCUCCCCCUCCCAGGUACGGCGCCACCCUCGGGCCGUCGGCGGCCACGGCGCCACCGCCACGACCCUGGUGUAGUCUGUUGCAUACGUGGCGCCUGCAAAAGCCUCGCUGCUGCCAGCCAUGGAUGCAGUGGCCAGCGACGCCGUACUCUUCCUCCUUGCCGUCACUAUCUCCCUGCUCAUCACCACUGCCACUGUCUGGAACAGGCGUCGUGAGGGGCACGACGAUGGCGCGCCAAGCCCGCCGUCGCUACCGCUGCUCGGCCACCUCCACCUGCUCAGCAAGCCGCUACACCACUCGCUGGCCGCGCUCGCCGCCGCGCACGGCACUGGGACUGGGUCCGGGGCCACGGCCACCCCGGCGCCGCUCCUGUCGCUGCGCCUGGGCGCGCGGCGCGCGCUGCUGGUGUCCGGGCACGCCGCGGCCGAGGAGUGCUUCACGGCGCACGACGCCGCGCUGGCGGGCAGGCCGCGGCUGCUGGUCGGCGACAGGCUCAACUACGGGUACACCACGGUGGGGUGGUCCUCCCACGGCGACCACUGGCGCGCCCUCCGCCGGUUCCUCGCCGUCGAGCUCUUCACGGCGUCCCGCCUCGCCGCGCGCGCCGCCGACCGCCGCGCCGAGGUCGCCGCGCUCGUCGCCACCCUGCUCCGUGACGCCGCCGCCGACGCCGCCGCGGUGACGCUCCGGCCCAGGCUCUUCGAGCUGGUGCUGAACGUGAUGCUGCGCGCGCUCACCGGCGCGCCGCCGCCCGGGCACGGCGGCGGCGACGUGCGCGGUCUCCAGGAGAUCAUAGAGGAGACCUUCGCGGUGACCGGCGUCAUGAGCGUCGGGGACUACUACCCGGCGCUGCGGUGGAUCGACCGUCUGCGCGGGGUCGAUGCCGCUCUGAUCCGUCUCCAGGCGAGACGCGACGCGUUCGUCGCCGGCCUCGUUCACGACAAACGCCAAAGUCGCACAGCCGGUGGCCGAGACGCGGAGAAGAAGAGCACCAUUGAUGAGCUCCUGUCGCUGCAAGAAACUGAUCCUGAGUACUACACUGACACUGUCAUCAAAGGCAUCGUCUCGAUACUGCUCAGUGCCGGCACAGACACAUCGGCACUGACCCUUGAGUGGGCAAUGGCGCAGCUGCUGACGCACCCGGAAGCGAUGCUGAAGGCGAGAGCUGAGAUUGACGCCAACGUCGGCAGAUCCCGGCUGGUGGAGGAGUCAGAUAUGACGAACCUCCCAUAUCUGCAAUGUGUGAUCAAGGAGACUCUCCGGCUCUGUCCUGUCGGCCCGGUAAUCCCAGCGCAUGAAGCUAUGGAGGACUGCAGCGUCGGUGGGUUCCAUGUCCGGCGCGGCACCAUGAUCCUCGUGAACGCUUGGGUGAUCCAUCGGGACCCCAAAUUGUGGGAGGCGCCUGAGGUGUUCAGGCCGGAGCGGUUCUUGGACACUGCCAUGGUGACCAUGGUCACCGCACCGUUGCUGCCGUUCGGGCUUGGACGGAGACGCUGCCCUGGGGAGGGGAUGGCAAUGCGAGACGAGGCAUCGUCAGUGAACAAGGAGAGCCCAGAGCAGCAGCAGCAGCUUACCAGGGACGAAGACGGCGCGACGUGGCUGAACCUCACGCUGGGCGCGAGCGAAUCGCCCUCGCCGGACGCGGCGGCGGCUGCUGCAGCCGCGAGCUGCUCCGCCGAGUCUGGGUCCGGGUCCGGGUCGGAGCCCGGCGCCAACAAGCCGUCCGCCGCCGGCGCCGCCCCGCACAAGGUGUUCUCCUGCAACUUCUGCCUGCGCAAGUUCUUCAGCUCGCAGGCGCUGGGCGGGCACCAGAACGCGCACAAGCGGGAGCGGAGCGCCGCCAAGCGGUCGUACCACGCGCAGCGGAUGAUCGUGGGCCUGCCGCUGCACGCGCACGCCGCGCUCAUGCACUCGCUCCGGGUCAACCCGGCCUCGUCGGCGAUCCACAAGCAGGCGGCGCCGAUCAGAACGGCGCCGGCGAGGUUCCUCGAGGACGGCGGCGGCGUGGCGGCGGCCGCCUGGGGCACGAUCGCCUGCGAGGAGGUGGCGCCCAGUUCGGCGUGGCCUGGGAGCUUCAGACUGAGAGCACAACACUCGUCGGAGCAUGAGCAAGCGUCUGAGCAGAGUAAGAUCGACUUGAACCUCAGGCUGUGAAUUCUGAUAUGGAGGCUGGUUGGCUGAAGUGCAUGAGUUCAUCAAGGUUCAUCUGCUGAAUAAAACUGGUCUGGAGAUGUGAUCAGGUUCAGCUGAUUUGUUAUGAAAAACAGAAAGUAUUGGCUGAUUUGUUAUGAAAAAAAAAAGUUGCUGAAUGGCUAGCAAAUUUGGCUGACAAACUCAAGCGAACAAGCAUGGUGGUACUGAAUUUUGGACAGAUUGGUGUUGUUUAUGAGUUGCUGUUAGAAUUAUUUAAUGGUACUGCAAAUUAGUAUUUCUGUAGCUGGAAACUGUACUUAGCUCUAUUGACAUCAGUGAGAAGAACUCGUUGAUUCUGCACUUUCUA
Sorghum bicolor (sorghum) is the source of this 2648-nucleotide messenger RNA. RefSeq names its product cytochrome P450 81D11. The transcript has 3 exons. Gene Ontology annotation, molecular function: iron ion binding; heme binding; oxidoreductase activity, acting on paired donors, with incorporation or reduction of molecular oxygen. NCBI's taxonomy places the organism in Eukaryota, Viridiplantae, Streptophyta, Magnoliopsida, Poales, Poaceae. Bases 269 to 2302 code for a protein of 677 amino acids. The record is from RefSeq and is a predicted model, not a curated record.